Molecule: messenger RNA, 728 nt
Organism: Prorocentrum cordatum
Lineage: Eukaryota; Dinophyceae; Prorocentrales; Prorocentraceae
Source: the annotation of a GenBank genome assembly
CGAGGUGGCCGUGAUCGACGGAGCGUUCCCGCGGGCUGGCUGGCGUGCCCCCUUCCUGCACCGCGCGGACGAGCGCAGCGAGCUCUACGUGCACCUCUGCGACGUGAACAGGCACACCGGCAGCUGCACCUUCCGGAUGAGGCGCUCGGAGUGCACGAUGGUGCUGUGCCCCUGCCACUUCGUGUGCGGCGUGACGUUCCGGAACGAGCGGUGGCGCCUGGACGACGACAGCCUCGAGCUGUACAGGCGGAUGUCCGACAUUCUCGCUCAGAUGGAGGUGCGGCACCGGGAGCGCGCGGAGCAAGCGGAUGGCCCCGACUUCGCAGAGGAGGAGCCGCCGCCCGAGGGCUCGCCGCGCAGGCCGGAGGAGCCGCCCCGGGAGCCGCCCUCGCAGCGCCGGGACGCGGCGCGCCUGCGGGCCACGGCGCUGAGCCAGGGCAAGCCGACCCGCGGCGCGGGCCGCGGCAAGAAGCACUCCUCGGCGGCGCCGGCGGGCACGAGAUGACAUCAAGGCGCUGCUCGCCGACAUCUCCCGCGCGACGAGGCCCGCCACCCCUCCGGGAGCGUCGGUGGCCAGGCCGGCGCACGUCACUGGCGGGAGCGAACUUCACCGCCCUUGCCCCGCGCGGGAGCGGCCCUCGCCGCGCCAGCCUCGCCUCCCGCUCAGCGCUGCGAGCGGCUCCGCUGGGGUUGCUGCGCAGCGCCUCCUCCUCCUCCUCCUCCUCCUC